AAGGAUAACUAAUUGGAAGAAGAAAAAAAUAGAUCCAAACAAGUGGAGGUGGAAGUUGUGGGUCUAAGUCUUAUCUGAUGGUGUGGCUUUUCAAAUAUUGAGUAAGAGAUGCUGUCGAGGAAGGUAGGGGACAAGGACAACAAUUCUUUUAUAGUAUUUGAGUCAGCAGAGAAAAGAAAUGACACGUGAGCUGUGUCGGUGCAUUUAAACAGUGACAUCCAAUCUAACGUAAUGUCUUGAUAUGUGUGUGUGUGUGUGUAUAUAAGAAAGGAGGGGUCUUUGAGUUCUAGGGUGGAGCAGCCAUGGGAGAAGAGUUCAAGCACUUGGUGCUCGUAAAGUUUAAGGAAGGGGCAGCGGUGGAAGAGAUUCUCAAAGGCAUGGAGAACCUCGUCUCUGAAGUCGAAGCUGUCAAAUCCUUUGAGUGGGGACAGGAAAUGGAGGGACCAGAGAUGCUUACACAGGGAUUCACGCAUGCCUUCUUGAUGACAUUUGAAAACAAGGAGGCUCAUACUGCGUUCGUGGGACAUCCCAAGCAUGUUGAAUUCUCUGCGACAUUCUCAGCAGCCAUUGACAAGAUUGUGGUGCUUGAUUUCCCAGCUAUCCGCGCCAAACCACCUCUACCGGCUUGAAUAUCAGCCAGUGCCUCUUUGUGUUGGAAAUGUAAAACCCCUACAUGAUGAGUAUUUUUAUAAUAGUACUACUGUUUGUUUUCCAACAAA
Cucumis melo (muskmelon) is the source of this 719-nucleotide messenger RNA. RefSeq names its product stress-response A/B barrel domain-containing protein At5g22580. The coding region runs from base 303 to 629 and encodes 108 amino acids. The transcript is spliced from 2 exons. Lineage: Eukaryota; Viridiplantae; Streptophyta; Magnoliopsida; Cucurbitales; Cucurbitaceae. The record is from RefSeq and is a predicted model, not a curated record.